ACUUGGUUGGCCCGAAACUAAACAGAAUGGCGGCGCCCACCGGAGCGAACUGCUGCCCGUCGAGUUAAAGCCACAGCGGUCAUUACUCUUGUCUUCUGAGGCUGAAAACAAUCAUAUAGCAAAUAAUGGACACCGUAGGAGAGGACGAACCGGACCCUAUAAAGCUCAAGUCCAUCAAGAACAAUAAAACCUUCACAGUGCCUCAAAAUGAUAGGUUUGGGAGCUGCAGAAGUGUCAGAGAGUUUGAGAAACUCAACCGCAUAGGAGAAGGAACUUAUGGCAUUGUGUACCGAGCCCGGGACACCAAGUCAGAUGAGAUUGUCGCAUUGAAGAAGGUCCGGAUGGACAAAGAGAAAGAUGGGAUCCCCAUCAGUAGCCUCAGAGAGAUCACCCUGCUGCUGAGACUGAGACAUCCCAACAUAGUGGAGCUGAAAGAAGUGGUUGUUGGCAGCCAACUGGAGAGUCUGUUUCUGGUGAUGAGUUACUGUGAACAGGACUUGGCCAGUCUGCUGGAGAACAUGCAGACACCAUUCUCUGAGGCUCAGGUCAAGUGUAUUGUCCUUCAGUUGCUCAGAGGCUUGGAGUAUCUCCACCACAACUUCAUUAUACACAGGGACCUGAAGGUGUCUAAUCUGCUGAUGACGGACAAAGGCUGCGUUAAGAUCGCUGAUUUUGGGUUGGCCAGGAUGUACGGCAUCCCCCAGCAGCCCAUGACACCUCGAGUGGUCACACUGUGGUACAGAGCUCCAGAGCUCCUUCUAGGGACCAAGACCCAGACUACAGCUCUGGACAUGUGGGCUGUAGGCUGCAUCCUGGCCGAGCUGCUGGCUCACAAACCUCUGCUGCCCGGAACCUCUGAGAUCCAGCAGGUGGACCUGAUAGUCCAGCUGCUGGGAACACCCAACGAAAACAUCUGGCCGGGUUUCUCUCAGCUGCCACUCAUCGGUCAGUACAGUCUGAGGAAGCAGCCGUACAACAACCUGAAGAAUAAAUUCACCUGGCUGUCUGAUGCUGGACACAGGCUGCUCAACCUGCUCUUCAUGUACAACCCACAACGCAGAGCUACUGCCAAAGACUGUUUGGAGAGUUCGUACUUCAAAGAGAAACCUCUACCCUGCGAGCCAGAGCUGAUGCCAACUUUCCCCCACCAUCGUAACAAGCGGGCCGCUCCUCCGGCGGAGAGCCACUCGAAGCGGAGCAAAGUGUGAUGAAGAUGAAAAUGGCGUUGAGACAUUUAAGUCAGAGACGAGCCUGUGGCGGUGGCAUUCUCAGAAAUGUGCAUUGAAAGGAUGGAUGUUGGUUUCUGUUCACACGCGGUUUCUGUUUAACUCUGUGGCACAGAUUAAAACCUUGUUGAACUGUUGACACAGAACUCUGCAGCGUUCAGUAUAAUGUUGCAGAGAGCAUGUGGUACUUUGAAAAGGCUGUAACUGCACAUUAUACACAUAGAUGCAGUGGUUUGCAGGACUGUGUUGUGCUCAUAGGCUCAGUAGAAAUCUUGUUAGUAUUUGUUAUUAUUCAUAUUGCUGCCAAGGUGAAGGAAAUGAGGACGAAACUGCCUUGAUGAAUAUGCCAAGGCUGUGUCCAUUGUGUCGAGCAUGUCACAUUUUAGAUGUGCUAUUAUAACUGCUAUUCUGUGAUCCGUUUCAACCUAACAUGAAAACUGUGAAAAGGCAUGGCAAGUAGGAACUUGACCGACUUGCUUGAGCGCUGCACACGAACCUCUUAGGAGUUUUUUAAACCGCAUUAAAGAAAAUAAGAUUGAAGUAGAAGAAUCUUCCCUGAAAGAUUUUGUGGAAAAAUAGUAGUAUGUGUUGCUGACCAGCUGUGUGUCCUGUCCAAGUGUCCUUGAGGUAAAAUACUGAACCCAAGAAUCUACUCGCUUCCAGUUAGUUGUUAUAGUUCAACAUUUUGGGAAAUAGACUUUUUCACUUUAUCACUUGGUUUGUGGAGUACCGUUUUAAAGCCUCGAGUUUGGCAUUGUGGCUGUCACCAUGACAGUUUUUCAGAGGUAACAGCGGUGACGUACUUUGCUUAGUUUCAACUCGUAUGUAACACCAAACAAUGGCUGCUCAUAUAGAUAUAGAUAUAUCUAUCUCAAUCAAUCACAAGGUAGCCCCGCCCUAAAGCAUACCCUGCUUUAUCGUCUAUUUUACUCUAAAUGGGACCAUCAUUUACUGAAUGAUCAUCAUGCUGUAUGGAAGAAGACUGAAACUAGAGAUUGAGACCAGAAACUCAUUAGGAAACUGUUUACUGAGUUCAUAAAUCAAGUGAGAAGUAGGCUCAUUUUCCCAUAAGACUCAAUACUAACGAACUUCUUUUUUUCACCCUAUGGAGCUGCGCCCUGCUGGCUGCAGGUUUAAGAUGCAUUAUAUUGGUUUCACUUCACAGACCCCAAAGCUCUGUCCACUAUAUUUAGUCAAUGGUUAGAUGAUCCAACUUUGGGUGAAAAAGUGAAUAGAAUAAGCAUAUUUCCCAAAGUGCUCUCUUGAAGAGCCUCAUCUUGAAUGCCCAUAAUGUACUGUACAUGAACAGUGGCCUCUUUAGUAAAUAACUGAUAAGUGCUGUAAACUGGUAGACUUGUGUUCAGGCGGUCAGUAAACAGGUAGAGAACAUGACUGAUGGGAUAGAGUCUGAGACUGCUGCUUUAGAGCCUCUUCACAUGUUUAAAGCCCCAGCUAUUGAACAUAAUAAACAUGUCAAACCAGCAA
Dicentrarchus labrax (European seabass) is the source of this 2711-nucleotide messenger RNA. It is a transcript of the gene cdk10, whose product is annotated as cyclin-dependent kinase 10. NCBI's taxonomy places the organism in Eukaryota, Metazoa, Chordata, Actinopteri, Moronidae. Gene Ontology annotation, cellular component: nucleus. Gene Ontology annotation, molecular function: cyclin-dependent protein serine/threonine kinase activity; ATP binding. The record is from RefSeq and is a predicted model, not a curated record. The coding region runs from base 126 to 1208 and encodes 360 amino acids. The transcript has 13 exons. Gene Ontology annotation, biological process: protein phosphorylation; regulation of mitotic cell cycle.